UCAUAACAAAUCUGCUGGAGGAAGAUAUGAACCUGCUGUGAAAUGAUUUCUUCAUCUCCAGCAGUUUUUCGAUUUUCAACUCCGGCCACUGCAACGUCGACGAACCGGCGACAAAUGGCACUCGUGAUGAGUGACUUGACGACGGCAGUGCUGUCGAUGUUUAAUUUGCUCGCAAAUUCCGUGUGUGUCCCGCGCCGUGAUAAACUGAAUCGUAAUCGUGUGCUGUCAGUUUUCCAACUGCAGCAGGAUCAGAGAUAGAUUUUACACCAUAAACUUACUGCCUUUGUCUUCUCACGUUUUUAACCGCGCAGUGGAAUGUUAUCAUAGCGCUUUUGUAAUCCAGUUGGAUCUAUUAUCAAUUGUUCAUAAGUGCCUACAUGACACAUCUUAUCAGUUGCUUGAGCAUUGUGCUUUGUGUUCGAACUGAAUAAGGUGAUUGUGCAGUUCUAGCUAGGAGUUUGGACCUCUAUCCACAAACGCUGGUGCUUCUAUGAACUCACUGCUCAAGAUGGGAGCUAAGCGGCAACUGUUUCUCAUGUCCUCAUCCGCUGUCCACGGGUACGAAUACUUGCAGCAUGCCGAGAACGAUAUGAGCGCCUUUUUCAAAAAGAACAAUGUGAAAAAGGUUUUAUUCAUCCCGUACGCCCUAUCGAACUACGAUAGCUACACCGAAAAGGUCGGCACCGUGCUGCAACGCUGGGGCUUCGCUUGCGAAGGAAUUCACCAGCAUCCGGAUCCCGUGCAGGCUGUGAACAAUGCCCAAGCGCUCUAUAUUGGUGGUGGCAACACAUUCCUGCUGUUAAAAACCCUGUAUGAGCAGGGUCUUGUGAAGGCAAUUCAUGAUCGGGUCUUAAACCAAUCCAUUCCUUAUGUGGGCAGUUCGGCUGGAACGAACGUCGCGACCCGAAGUAUUCAGACGACCAACGAUAUGCCAAUAGUUUGUCCGCCUAGCUUCGAUGCACUAGCAUUGGUUCCGUUCAACAUUAAUCCACACUAUCUGGAUCCGGAGGUGGGUGAAACGCAUAAGGGUGAAACCAGACAGGAGCGGAUUCUACAGUUUCAUGAGCUAAACGAUGCGCCAGUGCUGGGUCUUCGCGAAGGCUCCACGCUGCUGAUCGAUGGCGACCGGGCAACGCUUCUGGGAUCGAAAUCAGCUAGGCUGUUUCGACGUAACCGAGAGCCGGAAGAGUUCGACAGUGGGGCGGAUUUGAGUUUUCUACUGGAUGAGUGAAAUCGUGUUGUAGAUUAGGGUGUUUCAAGAAAUGUGUUGGCAAAGUGCAAUAAAUAUUCUUUUUUGUACGUAGAGCUACGGGAUACAUUUUGUAAAAACCGAAAUUGGUAAGUGGCGGAUUAAAGUUUUCAAAUGCUUAUAGUUUUCAGUUUACCAAAUAGAAUAUUAUAUUAGAUAAAAUGUAAGUACGCGAUUUUUAUGAUAUGAUAAGUAUUAUCAGAGCCGUAGGUACUCCGUUUUGCGUGGGGGGCGGAGAAUUUUUUUAAUUAAACGUUUUUUUGGAGGGAAAGCCGUUUAAAACCGUUAUGUGCUUGACAAAAAAGUACCUUUACGCGUCCAACGGAGUACCCGAGUUCUCACAAAAUAAAAUUCUUAUAAGUUUUGCAGUUUUCCUUCUAUGUCGAUAGUUUUAACACCGAAAGAUUCAGAAGGUCAUCUAUAUAAUUUCGAUUAAACGUUAGUGGUGUCC
Wyeomyia smithii (pitcher-plant mosquito) is the source of this 1700-nucleotide messenger RNA. Its product is annotated as probable alpha-aspartyl dipeptidase. The transcript has 4 exons. Gene Ontology annotation, biological process: proteolysis. Bases 491 to 1231 code for a protein of 246 amino acids. Lineage: Eukaryota; Metazoa; Arthropoda; Insecta; Diptera; Culicidae. Gene Ontology annotation, molecular function: serine-type peptidase activity. The record is from RefSeq and is a predicted model, not a curated record.